AUGUGUCGUUUAGUCUGGGCACUCUCGUUGACUCACCAAGAACAUUGUGUCUUCUUUAAAAGGAGCUUAGCAUGAAAUCUGGACUUGUGCUAACACUGCUAUUUCUAGAGAUUGUAGCUGCCCAAAUACCAGGAUGCGAUUACUUCGACACGGUGGACCUCUCGCAUAGCCCCAAGCUCUCAAACGGCUCGUAUCAGUACGAAGGGCUGGUCAUACCGCCAGAGCAGACUGGGGAAUAUGACUUUGAGAUAUUGGCGGACGGAGAGAAGGAGUCAGUGCCCAGGCACCUGCGAGGAUGUGCCUGUCGACUGGGCAGCUGUAUACGGUUCUGUUGCCACAGGAAUCUCUUUCUCGACAGGAAUGAACGCACGUGCAGCGGAGAUAUUGCCAAGGCAGUUGACUAUGAUCCCUAUGUGAACAUAAGCCUGGCCAAUGGCACUCAGGUGAGGAGGCACGUUCUGAAGGACUUUAUCGUACAGCAAGAUCUGCCUGUACCCUGUUCGGAACAUUUCCAUCUGGAUGCGUUAAACGAUGAAUCUCAUGGAUGGACACUGAUGGAGGAUGGCAGGCUACUGCGUCAUUUCGAUCAGAAGUCCUUGUCGAAGCAGGAGUACUGCCUCCAACCGCAUCCAAUCAGUGCUGGCGACAACAAAACGGUCAUCACGCUCGUGCCGCACAACUGCAACGACCCGCCGGAGAGUCAAUUGCUGUACAAUAUACUGCGACUGUUAUCGAUCAUUUGUUUAUUGUCAACGAUCAUCGUCUACCUGUUCAUACCGAAGCUACGGAAUCUACACGGCUGUUGCUUCACAUGCUACAUGGCCAGCCUGCUUAUAGCAUAUGCAUUACUCCUAGUCGAUUCCUGGAAGGAGGACUGGUCGAAGUCAAUGUGUCAGUUAAAUGGUUAUGUGGGCUACUUUGCUGUCAUGGCUAGCUUCCUUUGGCUGACCGUCAUCAGUUUUGAUCUGUGGAGCAGUUUCCGCAGCAACAACUACAAUGUGCAACGAUAUACGCCCAGGUACCGAUUCCUGAUCUACAGCCUAUAUGCUUGGGGUGUUGCUGCUCUACUUACCCUAAUUGUGAUUAUCGUCGAUUAUAAACUGGAUGAUAACGACGAUGACGAACUUUUUUGGAUGCCAGGAGUUGGGCUUUACAAUUGUUGGGUUAAGACUCACGAUUGGUCUGCGCUGCUCUAUUUCCAUGGUCCAAUGGCUCUACAAAUCCUUUUCAACAUCAUAAUGUUUAUACUGACUGCCAUUCGCAUUCUGGAGGUGAAGAGGGACUUGCAGAACGUUGCGGCACACGGGGAGCGUGAACAGCGACUCAAUUCGGAAAGACAAACAUACACUCUGUUUAUGCGACUGUUUGUCAUUAUGGGCGUGACCUGGACCUUUGAAAUAUUCGCGUAUUUCGCACAAAAUCAGAAGAUACUCGAGAAAAUCUUUUCAUUCUUCGAUUAUAUCAACUGUGCCCAGGGCGUCAUCAUAUUCAUCAUGUUCGUGCUGAAGAGCAGCGUCUUGAGACUCAUCUCGAAUCGGCUAAACCAGGUCGAUCAGAAAAUGCAGAGCCAUCGAAUGAGCAUAUAUCGUUUAUCAAGAGCGGGAGGAUCAGCUCGAAAAUAUUCGUAAAAGCCGCAUUUAUUUACUCUCAACCAUUUUCGAUUUAUAUAUAGAUCAAUAUGUCAGAUCAAGUAUUUUUAUAACGCAAACUAUAUACUACUAACUAUACAAUAUAUAUGCAUUUAAAUCGGUAUAUAGCAUGAUCAUACCAGAA
This is a messenger RNA of Drosophila virilis, 1773 nucleotides long. It is a transcript of the gene mth, whose product is annotated as methuselah. Lineage: Eukaryota; Metazoa; Arthropoda; Insecta; Diptera; Drosophilidae. Gene Ontology annotation, molecular function: G protein-coupled receptor activity. The record is from RefSeq and is a predicted model, not a curated record. Gene Ontology annotation, biological process: cell surface receptor signaling pathway; G protein-coupled receptor signaling pathway. Gene Ontology annotation, cellular component: membrane.